Molecule: messenger RNA, 2180 nt
Organism: Carya illinoinensis
Lineage: Eukaryota; Viridiplantae; Streptophyta; Magnoliopsida; Fagales; Juglandaceae
Exons: 1
Coding region: 43-1416 (457 amino acids)
Biological process (GO): chloroplast organization; regulation of DNA-templated transcription
Cellular component (GO): chloroplast
Molecular function (GO): double-stranded DNA binding
Source: RefSeq, a predicted model, not a curated record
UCCAGGUAACUAUUGAUUCAGCCUUUUCCGCAAUCAAAGUACAUGUUUCGUCUAAUCUGCAAAAAGGUGCCCCAACUAUUAAGGCGCAGAGCUUCACCAAUCUGCCAUGGCCACUUGUUCACAACUUCAUCUCUCAAAACCAUAUCAGAACUACCCAAUUCCACGGAUCCAAAAUCUGUUACAGUCUCCUUCCUCCGAAACUCAUGUGGGCUGUCCUUGGAGUUGGCUGUUUCUGCUUCCAAGAAGCUCAACAUUGAGAACAUAGAGAAUCCCAAUCUCGUUCUGGACCUGUUGAGAACUCACGGUUUGACGCAGAACCAGAUCAGACACUUAAUUAGUAAUCGUCCGUUAUUGCUUUCGGCCGAUUUAGGCAAAACCCUUAGGCCCAACAUGGAGUUGUUUAAAUCCUUAGGGUUUUCUGGCGCUAGCCUCGCCAAACUGCUCAGCAAAGAUCCACGUGUGCUUGAGAGUGAUGCAUACACUGUGGUUGAGUUUUUUAGAGCACAUGGUUUCAGUGACGAGCAAAUAUCGACUUUGACCAUGAAGCGUCCGAUAUUGUAUACACUCGAUACACAAAAGAUCUUGAAGCCAAAGUUAGAGUUUUUUAAAUCUUUGGGCUUUUCAUACCUCGAAAUUGCAAAUCGUUUAUCCGUAGAGCCCUAUAUUUUAGGAAGGAGUCUCGAAAACCAAAUCAUUCCUUGUGUUCAAAAGCUUAAGCGGAUUCUGGGCACUGACGAUAAUGUUUUAAAGGCGGUAAAGGCACGCUUCUCGUUGGUUGAAUUUAAUGUGGAAACAGUGUUACAGCCGAACAUAUCAAUAUUGCUAAGCCAUGGUGUUCCCAAUUCAUUAGUUGUUAAGAUCUUUGUGAUGGAACCAAGAUCGCUGCUUAUGAGGACUUAUCGGUUUAGUGAGAUUGUUAAUGAGGUUAUGAAAUUGGGUUUUAAUCCCAAUAAUCUACUAUUUGUUCUAGCCAUCCGUUCAAUGGCAUUGAUGAGUAAAGCACUGUGGGAGAAAAAGGUGGAAGCUUUUAGAAGUUUUGGUUUGUCAAAGGAUGAAAUUGAUUCAGCAUUCAGGCUGCAACCAAUGUGUAUGAUUACUUCAGAGAAGAAGAUCAUGAAAGUGAUGGGGUUCUUUGUGAACAAUCUGAAGAUGAAGCCUUCAAUUAUCUCCAAGUGUCCGAAUCUUCUCCUGCUUAGCCUGGAGAAGCGGAUAAUUCCAAGGUGUUCAGUUCUGCAACUUCUGAUGUCUAAGGGGUUGAUUAAGGAAGAUACUAGAAUACUUCAUACGUUUAGAAUGACUGAGAAAACAUUCGUCGAGAAGUUAGUGAAAAAGUAUCAGAAUGAGGUUCCUGAUGUGAUAAGAGCGCACCAAGGCAAGAUAGAUUUUCAAGGGUUCCCCAUUGAUUUAAGAUUUUGACUACUUAUGAGAUCAUUGAAUACUUUGGGCCUUUCCAAAAGACCAUGAGUUCAGAUUGACUUCAUAUGUUGCCAAUAGGAAUAGAAACUAUUGAAUGUUGCCAAAAGACAGUUAUAUAGUUUUCAAGUUCUAACAUUUUCUAAGGGAUGCAACCGAAAGAAUUUAAUGCCAGAGUUUUGCUGCAGCUGCAUUUAGUUUAAUCAAUCUACAUUGCGUACAACAUGCAAGGAAUAGAAGCUUAGUCAAACUUGAUCUGAACCUUUUACUACACAGCAGACCUUAUGUACUUCUCGUUUGUUAAUUAUAGCUUUCUUUUGUAAUGAGAUUUAGUGAACUUGUAAUACGGGAAAGUUUCGUUAAAGACUCAGAUUGUCAGCUGGAAUAAGUGUGGUUAAUAGUUGUAAGAGUUUGAUCCAUUGGAACAUGAGGGCUCAUUAGUGGGAUUACAACUGAAAUUGAUAAUACCGUAUGCAAAACCAGAGAAACAAAAUAUGUACUGAGAUGUACCAUCUGUGUCCAUUUGCUACCCUAUCUUGACAUGGAUGUGAGCAUGCUAGAAUCCAUUUCCAAUAGCGUUUGCCAGAAGCCAACCUGAGUUUGCAAGAAAAACCUUCAACUUAGAGUUUGGAUGCUUCACCUUUAUCAUCAAUUUGGGAUAAAAAUUCAAUUGGUUUGUAUAUGUGGUGUGAUCCUUAUUACAACUUUAGCUUAAACAUGUGCAUUUAUUUUUAAUAAAGUUAUUACGUGAAGCCUUAUUCCUGCUA